ACGAGCGCAGAAAUAUGUCCUCGCUGGGAGCGGUGCUGAAAGACGGGAUGACCGAGGAGUCGCGGCUGGAGUCUGACAGAGAGAGCUGGAUGAGAGCAGAGCGCAUCAUGGAGAUCUCUGCCGCUGUGGAGGCUCUGAGCUUCAACAGGUGUCGGGCCGCAGCAGUGGAGACCUGGAGGAAAGCCCAGCAGCUGCAGGGGGAGCUGGGAGAGCAGGCGGCGGCAGAGCUCACCCUGCCUGUAGCUGCUCAUUGUGAGGGUUACAGCUUCACCCAGGACGGCCCCUGUCAACCACAGAUGGCCCAGCGGAGGAGGGAAGUGAUGGACAGUCUGAUGUUCAGAGGAGUUUCUGGUACUCUGGGAAACAGACCAGCCGCUGCUCUGGAUUAUUUACCCGCCCUCCGCACCGUCUGCAGAUCAGAGCAGCUGAAGGAGCAGGGCAAGGUUAAACGAAGGUUCCUGCACUACCUGGAGGCGAUCAACCUCGGUCUAGACAAGAGAACUCUGCAGCUCCUGGCUGAAGACUUCCCCUGAACCACUGAGGGGAAAGCUCCAUAUGAAUUGGCUAUUUAAUUGGAACACUUUUGUUUUUUGUGUCUGCCCCUUUGUCUCUUAUGAUUCGGACCUGGUCAGAGGUGUGUGCGCACAAUGGAUGCCGGGUGAGGUUUCCACAUAUGUAUUCCAAGAUGGAAAUGACUGAAUCACUGAAUACAGAACAUGUAUUCUCACCUGAAGGGCGCACAGCUAAAUCACCUCAAAUGUUGUCACAUCUUUAGAAUGCACUAAAGAGUUC
Messenger RNA from Trematomus bernacchii (emerald rockcod), 792 nucleotides. RefSeq names its product ATPase family AAA domain-containing protein 5-like. The record is from RefSeq and is a predicted model, not a curated record. Bases 15 to 533 code for a protein of 172 amino acids. The transcript has 3 exons. Lineage: Eukaryota; Metazoa; Chordata; Actinopteri; Perciformes; Nototheniidae.